AUGAGGAAGUCAACUUUCUUAUGUUCGGGUUGGUUUCGCCACCACCCAGGGUUAAUGUAACGUCGACGUUUCCAUUUUAAUAACUGUAAUUUGCUGUCGAGAGAAACAGCUACUGUCGUUACAAAUUGUAGGAAAAGACAGCACGGAAAUGAAACAGUUUAUUACAGUUGUCUUGCAGUUUUUGUUUGUAGGACACAUCGAGAGUUGGGAUGACGGCAGUGUGCUGUUGCAAAACGUCCAGGUGUUGACACUGUACAAGGGUCGCUACACCACAGCAAGGCGCUCCAGCCCUGUCCCCCAGCUCCAGUGUGUUGGAGGCUCAGCAGGCUGCCAGACCUUUGUCCCAGAAGUGGUCCAGUGUCAGAACAAAGGCUGGGAUGGAGUGGAUGUACAGUGGGAGUGCAAGACUGAUAUGGACAACGCAUACCGAUUUGGUCGCAUUGAGGUGAGCUGUGAAGGUUACAACCACCCUGCUGAUGCCUACAUACUGAAGGGCUCCUGCGGGCUAGAGUACACUCUGGACCUGACUGACGAGGGCCUGAGGAGAACUCAAGGCAGCUGGGGUUCACACAGUGGAUUCAAGGAAUUUGGAGGUAUUGGGGGCUUUGCCUCCAGAUUCUUCAGUGGUCUCUCUGGAAACAAGCAUCAGCAUCACCAGCACAACCAGCAGAGCCACCAGAGCGCAAACCCAUUAAGCAGCAAGGACUCAGGAGACCUGCUGGUGCUCGCUGUGCUUCUGCUCUUAGCCUACGGCAUCUACAAGCUGUUCCUCAGCGGGAACACAGCACAGUGGGAGCAGAACCACGGACAGGCUGGUUACCCCAGAGAUAAUCACUAUGACUUCACCACUGGACCACCACCUCCGGGAUUCAAACCUGAUUUCACAGGCUAUCCUCGUGCCAACUCAGGCUACGGUUUUCACAGUGACUCCACUCACAGAGAGCAGUACCCAAGAGCUGCACCUGGCACGGGCGGGGGGUUCUGGACCGGCAUGGGGACAGGAGGGGUGCUGGGAUACCUUUUUGGCCGUCAGAGAACCCAGCCCUACAACUAUAAGUACUCCAGUUACACUGAUAGCCGACCUCCACCUGCUGGAGACCCUUCCUCUUCCUCUGGGACACGCACUGCUUCAGGUUUUGGAGGAACCAAGAAGAGAUAGAAGCUGUUGAGGUGGAUAGAUUCUCUACAAUGGAUGGCAGUGACAGAUGUUUAUCUGGUGGACUAAUAACUGAUGAGUUAAGUGUUUUCUGAAAGCACCAUCAGAAGACCCUCUGAUGCAGAGGUGAACUUAUCCAGCAGUAUAUCAUCAUUGCUACUAAUUUCCACGUUCCUCUGGAGAUCACUUCAGCAAUCAUGUCAGCUGAUGACAUGAAGCUUUUAUUUUUCUGUGAACAUGUGGUUUGAGCUUAAGUAUGAAGGCUUUGUGUUUGGAAGAACAUGGUAUGAUUUUUACAUGUUUUAAGAAGAUGACAACCUUGCAGUUGUUCAUUGAUUUGAUCACCUCACCUCUCUUUUCUAUGGACCUAUGGCAUCUUGUGAAUUUGUGCUGUCUCAGUCAUCAGUCCAUGAAAACUGAAGCACCUUUUUCAUUCACGUAAAACAAAUGACAGAUAUGGACAAAAUAAUAUGAACAGCUUCUUUGUCUGUCUCUGUACUGCAUCAGUUUAACUGCAGCUAAACAAAUAGCUAAAUCAGCAAAGUCUCAAUGAUUUUUAUUGUUUUACAUUACUCUGACCUUUGCUUUCCAUACUAUUGAAUAAACUCAAUUUAAUUAUGUAUAGCAUUUUGAACCUGAUGAAGUGUUGCAUGGGAUAUCUGAUUUUGAGGACGUGUUGGACUUUGAUAACUAAUAAAAGAGAAGCAAGGAA
This is a messenger RNA of Chelmon rostratus (copperband butterflyfish), 1868 nucleotides long. RefSeq names its product store-operated calcium entry-associated regulatory factor (gene saraf). Gene Ontology annotation, cellular component: endoplasmic reticulum membrane. Lineage: Eukaryota; Metazoa; Chordata; Actinopteri; Chaetodontiformes; Chaetodontidae. The record is from RefSeq and is a predicted model, not a curated record. The transcript is spliced from 7 exons. The coding region runs from base 149 to 1159 and encodes 336 amino acids. Gene Ontology annotation, biological process: regulation of store-operated calcium entry.